Messenger RNA from Thunnus maccoyii (southern bluefin tuna), 3190 nucleotides. RefSeq names its product chromogranin B (gene chgb). Bases 786 to 2603 code for a protein of 605 amino acids. The record is from RefSeq and is a predicted model, not a curated record. NCBI's taxonomy places the organism in Eukaryota, Metazoa, Chordata, Actinopteri, Scombriformes, Scombridae. Gene Ontology annotation, cellular component: secretory granule. The transcript has 7 exons.
UACAUAACUUUAGAAUGAAAGGGGAAGAAAAGAAGCUUAUUUUGACCACAGGGUGCAAUUUUUUGAACACAUCUGCAAUCUAGUGCAAUCCAAUACAGUAAACCUGCAAUGAACAGGACUCCAGAAGCUUAUAAGGAGGAGAUUCAUAAUUAAGGUUUGAUUCAUGAGUUGAUUCAACAUAAUUACUUUAAAUUAUCACGUUUUUCAAAAGCAGAACAACAGCAGCACGAACACAGCACUGAGAUUAAUCAACUUCUCUCUGACACAGAAUAAAAAAAUAAAGAAAUAAAUUAAAAAAAACCUGCACCAUAAAUCUUCACAAAGUAGUUUUGCAGGGUAUCGGAUUGCGUGAGAGUGCACGAAUCUUCGUGAUGUUGUGUCCACCCCCCACAGCUACGUGUGUACACUCAGGCAUCUCAUAGCAUUAAACACAAACACGCCACACAGACUGUUAAUUCGUCGUGAAUCUGUUUCAACUAUCACCUGAAUGAGCUGUGACACCAACUGGAUUACUGACUCGCUUUCCGCAAAAUGUCGACAUUGGGCAUGCGUCAAAUUUCCAAGAUCACCUUCUUUUCAGGUCUAAUGAGUCAUGACAUUAACAGAGCCUAAAGCCUUCCUCCCACGCUUCUCCAGCCCACUCCUCUCCCCUUAUUUGAGGCGCUCCUCUCCUCCAGCCUUCAGAGCAGCAGGAGCAGCUCCCAGUCAGCGCAGCUCUCUCCUGCCGCUGCGGAGCGACGGGAGUUUUAAACCUUUUUUGCAGGAUAUACCUUCAUCUCGCCAAGAUGAGGCUUCUUUUUGUUAUUGUUGCGGCUCUGUUGACAGAAAAUCUAGCGCUUCCAGUGGGAAAGGAAGGGCAGAGAGAAGAUGUGGUAACAAGAUGUUUGGUUGAAGUCUUGUCCAAAGCUCUCUCUAAACCGGACUCACAGCUGGAUCAGGAAUGCAAAGACAUUCUCCAAGCAGGGGUUAAACAUGCCCCACUGGACAAGAAGAGCGGAGAGGGGAAAGAAGAAGUGGUCAAAGGUCACGCAGAGGAGCCUGAGGCAAAGGGCGCAGAUGUGAAAGACAUCGAGGCACUUCUGAAAUCUGUGGAGGCAAAGAGAGAUGAAAACCCCGAAGACGAGCGCAGUCAGGAAUCCUGGAGUCUUGGUGAUGAGAAGGAGAAGAGACAUGGGAACGAGGAGGAGGAUGAGCGGGAGAAGAGGAACAGCUGGAGGCCUGGAAGAUACCACCAAAAGAAACACAAACGUGGAGAGGAAGAAGAGGACGGCGAGCGCAGUCAGGAGAGUUGGGGGUUAGAAAAGAGAUCAGAUGAAGAGGGUGAUGAGAGAUCAAAGAGUAACUGGAGACCUGGGAAACACCACCACCAAACAAGACACAGACGAGAUGAGGAACCUUUAGGAGAAGAGAGGGAGGAGCCAGAGGAAGAGCGCAGCCAAGAGUACUGGGAUGUAGACAAAAGGCAUGGAAAUGAAGAUGAAGAGGAGAGAUACAAGCGCAUAUGGAAACCCACCCAUCGCUACCACCACAAGAAAAAGCUCCACAAACGUGGCGAUGAAGCAUCUGAGGAAGAGGAAGACGACGAUCGAAGCCAGGAAUCUUGGGGUCUUGAUGAUCAGAGAGACAAGAGGGAAUGGAGGACUAGAAGGCCCCACCAGAGGAGACACAAACGUGACGAAGAACUCUCAGAGGAAGCCAGGGAAGAACCCGAUGAAGAGCGCAGCCAGGAAUCUUGGGGUCUUGAUGGGGAGAGAGGAAAGAGAGACUGGAGGCCUGGCAGGUUCCACCAGAGGAGACACAAACGUGAUGAAGAGCUCUCAGAGGAAGCCAGGGAAGAGCCCGAUGAAGAGCGUAGCCAGGAGUACUGGGAUUUUGACACCGGAAGAGACAAGCGGGACUGGAGGCCUGGCAGGUUCCACCAGAGGAGACACAAACGUGAUGAAGAGCUCUCAGAGGAAGCCAGGGAAGAGCCCGAUGAAGAGCGCAGCCAGGAGUACUGGGAUUUUGACACCGGAAGAGACAAGCGGGACUGGAGGCCUGGCAGGUUCCACCAGAGGAGACACAAACGUGACGAAGAGCUCUCAGAGGACGAGAGAGAAGAGCCGGACGGGGAUCGCAGCCAGGAGUACUGGGGUUUCGACAAAAGACACGGAACAGACGAGGAAGAAAUAGAAAAACGUAUAUGGAAACCAACACACCGAUACCACCAUAAGAAGAAAUUUCACAAGCGUGGCGGAGGAUCAUCAGAAGAAGAGGAAGAACAGAGGAAUGAUUCAGAUGAUUUUGAGGAAGACAGGGACGAAGCUCUGAGGUAUCUUGCAGAGAAGCGCAAUCCAUGGAUUUACAGAGGCUUCUACCAUCCUGCCUGGUUUAAAAGGGAUUCAGAAGACCACACUGCAACCUCAAACAAGAUGACCGAAUUGGCCAAGUUGCUGAACUAUAAAAUAAACCAGCUGGCCAACCAGUCUCAUCAAGAGGAGCCAAAGAGAAGCACACAUCAGAGAGCACUUACCCCGCAGGAGGAAAAAGAGCUGGAAAACCUGGUGGCAAUGGACAUGGAGCUGCAGAAAAUUGCUGCCAAGUUGCAUGACAACAAUGAAUAAAACAGGAUGGACAACAUUUUAAGACACCAUCAACUAUCAGUGGAUAAAAGCUGCUGUCUUACUGUAUGUCUACCAAUUUAGUGUGCUUACAGUGUUAGAAAAGGACAAAAAAGUCCAUAAAAAAAACCUGGAGCCUUGCCAAAAACAUUUUAUGAACAUGUUUAUCAUUGUAUUAGUGAUAUUUUGAUGUUAUCAAAUUAACCAGCAUGGGAAUGGUUUUGAUGUUUAUAUAUAGUAAAGAGAAAAUAUUAAAAUAAUAUAUCUAAGACAAAUGAUUCAAAUAAUUGUGUUCUGAAGAGUUUGUUCAGUUUGCACUCAAUAAAAGGAGUUAUUCUGGGACCAAACAAAUAUCUCUCAAAUUAUUUCUUGAUAAUUAAAAAAAAGAAAUCUUCACACAUCAUGCUCUUUAGUACUAUUUUUUUAAUUCUGUGCAGAUACAGAUGCAGCCCACAGUGAUGCUGCAUUAGCAACUGGUGUGUAACAAAUGGCACUUUCUGCAGAGGGAUAACAAAAUAAAAUAGUAGCCAAUCUAGAAGCUGGAGAGCAUUAACAACAAAAUAAUAUUGUUUAUACACCUGGUUUCAAGG